AUGGCCAAAAGACACGGUCAUUACCGAGCCAGAGGCACUGGUAGAAAACAGGGCGGUCGUGGGAACUUCAAGAAAGCGAAGAACAACAGAAAACAGAAUCCCAGAGGCGAUAACAAUGGUAAUAGCAGUCGUGGUGGUGGCAGCUAUCUUCCAGUGGGAGGCGGUGAUUUAGGAAACGCCGAUAUGGUAGAAGAUUACUAUUUUGGACAGAAAUACGAUCCAAACUCCAUGCGUAUGGGUGGCUUCAGGCCUGGAAAGCACCAUGAGAUCGCUGAAGAGGAGAAAACGCGGAAUCUGCCGUUGCGGAAGCGGCCAGUAGAGUUUAUAAGAGCCAUAGAGGUCUACGAUCCCUCGCACGAUCUGAUUUUAAGACUACGUGGGGAGCUUCCGCCUGAAGAUAGCGAGGAAAACGCUCUAGAAAUGUCGGACGUUGGUAUGGAGAGCUCUGACAACGAGAACGACGAAGAACACGACGAAGAACACGACGAAGAACACGACGAAGAACACAGCAAUGAGAUGGGUGGGGAGGAUGAGGAGGAAUCACAUGCUUCCGACACUGUAGAGCAAAUACCGGUGAGAUUUGAAGAUGAACCUGAAGAUAUACCAGUGCGGGUGUGUAAUCCAUCUGGUGAAGCACAUGGGACCGAGGUUAUUGCUGCGCAGGAAAUUCCAAACGAAGAGCUCUUCUUCGUUGACGAGAUGCCGGAAACCAGUGGUAAAGUGAAAAGUGUUUAUGUGGACGCCGCCACCACCGAAACUCAGAGAAACCGUUCUGUAAACACCGAAUUCGAGCCUGUGCUUCUGAUAGGCAAGACGGAACUCAACCUUACGCAAAACAACGACGGAUCCACCUCUGUUUCCGUGCCCAAUUGGAAAUCGCAUCCUUGCAAACCAUCUGUUUCUCGGAACGGUUCACAGGAGAACUUUGACAAUAACGAUGGCUACGAUGAUAAUGAUGAUGAUGACUACGAGGAUGACUCCUACGGUGACGAAGUCGAAAUCGAAUGGGAAACAGAAUCCGAAGACAAGGAGGAAUCUGAAAGUGGCUUACCAGCGCGCAGAACUUCACCCAUGCUAUCAACUACAAUUCAAAGCCUGUCACUCAACGAUCAGGAAGUUGAAGCUGAGACUCAGAGUGAGCCGCCUAACUCUGCUCCCGAAUUUGGAUUCUUAGAGGAAGAUUUUGCCCUUAACGUUUCCGAGCUCAAUAUCACUAAUAUUCGGGUCGGCGCCCGGGAAAACUCUUACUACUUAGGCAGUUACAGAUAUUUCGGAGACUACGAGCCCAGAUGGGUAGACCAAGACGAUUUGGUAGAGUUUGUGACAGAAAUGGGAUUGCCUGAACAUCGGAUCGAUUCCUACUUAAGCUAUGUCAUGGAUGCUGUUGUACCGAGGGGGAGAAGUGACGAUGAACUCGACAAAAAAAUUGCGAAGGAAGCGGCUGUAUUGGCUAGUGAGACUGAGACUGAAGAAGAAGACGUGUAUGAUAAAGCCUAUUGUAUAAGCGACGACGAAGAUGACGAGGACAUGGGAGAAAACCUGGAAGAUCUGGUAGCCUACAGUACAAAAUAUGAAGCUGUCAGAAACCAGACUCACGAAACCAAAAGCAUACCAACUAGCGGAAGAGGGAAGAAGAAGAAACUAUUGUUUGGCGAGCAGUUUGCUCUGGAUGCAGACAUGAAAGAUGGGCUUCAGAGUAAGCUUUCGACCCGCACAAGUGACAAAGCCAGAAAAAGGCUCGCCAAAGAAGACUUUAUGUCACAACAGAACAGCACUUCCGAUGACUUAUUUUUGAAAUACCCAUAUGGAUUUCAUGUCCAGAACAUUAAGGAUGAGUUCGACUUGCUCCUUUCCAAGAACAAUCCGUCUAUGGCUUUUCCGCCAUUUGACCCACAAGGCAACAAGACCAUAAUGAGCUUCGCGGAGGCCUACUCCAUGAAGGGCAAGAAAAUGGGUAAAGGUGGGAAGACGUACGUCAUGGUGGAGAAGGUAAAGAAAACCAAAUGGGCGCUGCCCAACUACAACCAUAUCAACCAAUUACUUAACAAUAGACGUGUAUUCAUGCGUAUCGACGUGCGUAUGGCCAGGGAGGACCGGUUCUCGAGCGAUAAAUCCUUCAGCAAGGGCAAAUUUCAAGUCAAAGAAGGUGAAAUUGUUGGUGAAGAUGCGCCAGAGAUCGGGCUCGACAACGUCGGUAGGCGAAUGUUGGAAAAAUUAGGCUGGUCCAGUGGCCAGGGGCUUGGUGCGCAUGGGAAUCAAGGUAUCAGCGAGCCCAUUUUCGCCAAGGUGAAGAAGAGCAAAUCAGGUUUACGCCACGACUAG
Lachancea nothofagi CBS 11611 is the source of this 2322-nucleotide messenger RNA. The record is from the annotation of a GenBank genome assembly. NCBI's taxonomy places the organism in Eukaryota, Fungi, Ascomycota, Saccharomycetes, Saccharomycetales, Saccharomycetaceae.